Molecule: messenger RNA, 798 nt
Organism: Funneliformis geosporum
Lineage: Eukaryota; Fungi; Glomeromycota; Glomeromycetes; Glomerales; Glomeraceae
Source: the annotation of a GenBank genome assembly
CUUGUUAAUCACCGCCUUAAGAAAAAAUAUCCAUUUAAAGACUUUGCAACUAUUAUGAAAUCAAUGGUUGCAUAUGCAAUCCUAAACAUUCCUGUUGAUGAGAAUGACGAAUUUGAAAUUGGUAAUAAUAAAAUCUCUUAUAUUGUUCUUGUAUCAAAGGGCAUUAUAAAUUUUGAGAAUACAUGUGAUGAUCCUAAUGAGUCCUAUAUACAUAUGCCAUAUAUAUGGAGUUUUGAAGAAUUUAAUAUGCAAUUUUGGGUCCUACGUCUUCAACUUUUUAAAGAGUUAAAUGUUUCAGUAACAUUACGAGAUCUCUUCAGAGAUGCAUAUCAUAGUGAUCAAGAAAUCUCUCUUUUAGAUCUUGAAUUUCAGCUCCCUACAGUUAAAUCUUUAAAUAUCACAGCUGGACAGCCUCAAACCUUAUCUAAGAGAAUAGUGGAAUGUGAGUACAAGAAAGUUAAAGAUGCAUUUGAAGUUAUGGAGAAAUCAUUUGAGAACAGAAGUCCCAUUAAACAUUGGGUCCUUUUUAUCUGCACCAAUGGAUCUAAGACAAGAAAUUGUUUGAAAUCUUUAGAAAGAAAUUGUUUCAUAAUAGAUUGUGAAAACUAUAAGCAUUUCUAUAGGUAUACUUUUUCAACUCGUGCUGAAUUUUCAGCAGAGGAAUACGAAUUAAGAACAAUUAGUGGAAUAGGAAAUGCAAUUGCAUCUGCCAUCAAGGAUAAAAGACCAUUUGAGGAUGAAAAUGAUCUUUAUGAUAAGGUUAAAAACAUUCCUAUGGAGGCAAGAAAAAAAAUCAAG